Aphanomyces astaci is the source of this 423-nucleotide messenger RNA. RefSeq lists its product as hypothetical. The transcript has a single exon. Bases 1 to 423 code for a protein of 140 amino acids. The record is from RefSeq and is a predicted model, not a curated record. NCBI's taxonomy places the organism in Eukaryota, Oomycota, Saprolegniomycetes, Saprolegniales, Verrucalvaceae.
AUGUCCAUAAUUGACCCAGCCGUUACAGUUACCGAGAUCUGGCGCAUGCUCGAACGCGAUUUUGGGGAGUCGAGCGCGGCGGGUGUCAUUGGCCUCCUCACUAAGUUCGUCGGCACCCUUACGUCCGACUACCGCCAUGUGGGUGACCACUUUAAGGCAAUGAGUGCCCUACGGAACCGCAUCAACGCUGAGAGCGUCAAGUGCUUCGGCGAGCCAAUUGUGUCGGAACAGUUAGUGGGUGCUCUGUUCCUAUCGCUCCUCCCCCAGCAGUACUUUGGGUCCUCGGGAAAGCUCACCAAGGAUUCAUUCACUAUGGACAAUGUCCCCCCUGGCUUUUGCACCUUCCCACUUGCAACAGCAGCUUAUUUUGCCGCCAAAGCAUGUGCACCGCGUUUUGACACGGCAAUCGACAAUCAAGGCUGA